Molecule: messenger RNA, 1047 nt
Organism: Coffea arabica (coffee)
Lineage: Eukaryota; Viridiplantae; Streptophyta; Magnoliopsida; Gentianales; Rubiaceae
Source: RefSeq, a predicted model, not a curated record
AUGGCAGACCCGCAAGGGGAUUUUUCUUCAACAGCUUCAACAACAGGGUGCAACACCAUCUGGGACGAACGACCCUAUGAUGGUGGUGUCUGCUCUCGCGGGCUGAUGCAAUAUCUAUACCAUCAGCGUCAAAGACCUGCAGAUAAUAGCAUUGCUUAUUGGAGGAAGUUCGUUUCAGAAUAUUACUCUCCCCGUGCUAAAAAGAGGUGGUGUUUGUCUCUAUAUGACAAUGUUGGGCACCAUACGUUAUGGGUAUUUCCCCAGGAUGCAUGGCAAUGUGAUAUUUGUGGUUCAAAAUCUGGAAGAGGUUUUGGUCAUUUCAGGCUCCUGCUGGUGCCAUUGACUCUUGUGCUGACCAUCUUUGUGUUUUGGCAUGUUUAUCUUAUUCUGCAAAACAAGACCACAAUAGAGUACCAUGAAGGUGUGAGAGCUAUGUGGCUUGCUGAAAAAGGAGGUUAUCUAUAUUCACAUCCAUAUGAUCUUGAUGCUUAUGAGAAUAUGAUAUCAGUUUUAGGACCAAAUAUCUUUUGCUGGGUAUAUCCCACCUCAGAGCAGAUUGGUUCUGACCUUCGUUUCCACGCGGGAGUUGAUAAGUUAGCAGGGAUAUCAUUUUAGACGUAUGUAGAGCUUGGAGUUUCAAUGAUUUUGUACUGCUGGUAGUAUUGGAGAAAAGGCAGCAGGUCCUAUAUCAUUCAUUGAUGAUAAUCAAAUUCUGGUGCACGCGUGCUUUCUUUUUGGAAAUACAACCAUUAAAAAAAGUUUUGUCUUGUGUAGCUCCUCCUUACACUCCACGUUGUUGCAGAAGUAGUCAAUGUUGACUAGACUUCUGAAGCAGUCAGAUGUAAAAUAGGACCCUCCUUCUUAUAACUCUUUUUUUUUUUUAAAAGUACAGUCCCCAUACAAUCAUGUACAAAUGACAGAGUUCCAGGCUAACUCACAGCAACUUCAAGUAGAAGAGAUAGGCCAAAAAUUGUAACUUAAAGAUGUUGUAAUGUUGUGACUCUCAGGAAGUGUAUGAACCAUAAUUGAUUUAAUUGAUGUUUCGAU